AUGCCAUGUCUACCGGGGACUGCCAGAUAUGACAGCCCACUGGAGCAGCAUGCUGCCAUGGUGCGUGCAAAUGCAGAAGCCAGCCCAGCGUCAGUCUUCCGCUGCUUGGCAAGCUUUCCGAUGUAUACCAUUCCUCUUCCGGUGCUCCUUGAGAUGGCUGUAACGCGAGUCCAGGCGCAUGAAGAGUUGCUCGAGGCUGGCAUUCUUGUUGACUUCGACGAAAGCAUGGGAAGAGCGAUCUUCGUGUCACACCAAUGGCUCAGCCCUCAUCAUCCAGAUCCAGAUGGCCAGCAACUCAAGGUGUUGCAGGAUGCCCUUAGCAAUCUGCUUGAAGACCGGAGUCGAAUCUCCAAUUCUAUUCUUUCGGAGCUCUGGUACGGCCAAGCUGGCACCCCGUCGGCCGCAGAGCUGCGAUCAACGCCAUUAUUCCUAUGGUAUGACUUCUUCAGCUGCCCUCAAAGAUCAGCAAACGAGCAGCUGAGUGCCAUCAAUAGCAUUCCUAGCUAUGUCGCAAGGUGCUUGUAUUUCAUCAUUCUUUGUCCUGCUCUGACACAUGCGUCCCGCUCGGAAAUGUUAAGUUUCUCGACGUGGUCUCAGAGAGGAUGGUGUAGGGCAGAGCGCAUGGCACGUGAGCUCGCGCCAACAUCUGGCUUUGUGAUCGUUGUGGACAGUGCAGUGCACCAGACAUUGCUGCCUGGAGCACAAUCUUUGGCCUAUUCGCCCGGGGAAGGCCUUUUUACCGUGAGGGAGGAUAGCCAGAAAGUGGCCAGCAUCGUGGUUCAAUUAAUUUGGAACAAGCUCCACUUCUGCUUAAAGAAGGGCGACUUGCGCACUUAUAGGUUCAUCCUGAACCAACAGGUGACGCGGCUACGACAUUUGAACAUAGAUCCUGUUGACCUUGCAAUACCUGGUUUCAGUCCACGCCAUGACCCACUUGUCGACCCGGAAGCGUUCGGACUCGCACGGUUCUUGCACCAGAACGGCUUUAAGUCAGUCAAGCAGGUAGAUGAAGCUGGUUGGUCUCCACUUUGCUAUGCUGUUUUGCAGGGCAAUUCCGCUGUGGUUUCAGAGCUGCUGCGAUGCAGGGCCGAUCCCAAUGACUACACUCGCAGAAGCACCCCGGAAGCGCAGUUCCCCAAGAAAGUUGCCGCUCUUGCCCUCAGCGCCUUCUUCAAGAGCAAUGAUGUCAUGUUGGUUCUUUUGGAGGCUAGGGCUGCAAUCAAUGCGACUGAUGGUCGAAGACAGACUGCUCUCUAUUGGGCCUGCUUCUCCAACAAUGCCGAAGGAGUACGCAUUCUUGUGAACGCAAGGGCCGAUGCCGGAGUUUUGGGCAUCACAGGAACCAGUGCUUUUCAGGCCGCCUGUGCGUCUGAUGGGCUCGAGGCUAUUGACGAAAUGUUGGUUCAGUUACCCGCGCAGAGCUUGGAGUAUAGCCUGCACUUUGCGUGUGCGCUCGGCAGUGGCUCCGGCCGCUUGGUACAGACACUGGCCCAGGCCAGAGCGGACAUCAACGAAAGGCUCAAUAUGAAGCAGAGAAGGUAUUUCCUUGUGUGGAUCUUGUGCAAGGUCGCAAGCUUGGCAUACGGAGUUGGGGCUUCCACCAGGUGGAAGGAAAUGGCCUUCCAUCAUCAUGGAGCUACCCCUCUGAUGUUCAGUGUAAUCGGCGGUGCCUUUGAAGCCACGCAGGCUCUUCUUGCCUUAGGGGCACGGCGUGACUUGAAGAACUUUCGCGGGAAGACUGCCUUGGACAUGGCAAGGGAUCUGUGCGCUCCGCCUGAGAUGAUUGCAAAGUUGGAUCCUGCUGAGGAGUGCCAUGCUUGCCCGACAAGGGGAGUGGCAGGCCAGGCAUGGCGUGCGAUCGAAGAGGAAUCCAAAGAUGAGAUGAUAUCCGUGUAUGUGAGUUGA
This is a messenger RNA of Symbiodinium pilosum, 1905 nucleotides long. The record is from the annotation of a GenBank genome assembly. NCBI's taxonomy places the organism in Eukaryota, Dinophyceae, Suessiales, Symbiodiniaceae.